Halteromyces radiatus is the source of this 2621-nucleotide messenger RNA. RefSeq names its product kinase-like domain-containing protein. Lineage: Eukaryota; Fungi; Mucoromycota; Mucoromycetes; Mucorales; Cunninghamellaceae. The coding region runs from base 134 to 2476 and encodes 780 amino acids. The record is from RefSeq and is a predicted model, not a curated record. Gene Ontology annotation, molecular function: protein serine/threonine kinase activity; ATP binding. Gene Ontology annotation, cellular component: cytoplasm. Gene Ontology annotation, biological process: intracellular signal transduction; protein phosphorylation. The transcript has 14 exons.
UUUACUAUAAUGUUAGAUUUAAUAUUCAUCACUUUUUACAAUUGAAUAUAUAAAUAUUAGUGUACAUACCAAUAAAUAUUCUAUUUUACUGGAUUCCCUCUUUUUUUAUUGGUUGCAAUGGUAACCGAAUAGGAUGGCAUGUGACUUGAUCUUUUUUUUUCUUUUUUUGUUACUGAAAGGGGAUGUAAUCAUGCGAUUCCACUUUUUACCACCAUUUGUAAAUUCUUCUACACCAACUACUGGAUCAAUAGGAACAACUGAAACAACAGUAUCAUCGUUAGGUUUAUCUUCAACAACAUUAGAUGAAUGUUCAGCAAAAUAUCAAAUAAUUGGAAAUUAUCGAUUAACAAAAACGAUCGGUCGAGGUGUUUCUGGUAAAGUCAAACUUGGAAUUCAUAUACAUACUGGGGAACAAGUAGCGAUCAAAAUCAUUCCAAGACAUACAAUGAAUCAAUCUUCUAUUGUGGCUCAAGCUGUUGAACGUGAAUUGGCUAUUCUUCAAUUACUUGAUCAUCCACAUUUAGUAGAAUUACAACAAGUAAUGCAAGAUUCUACUAAUGUUUAUUUUGUUAUGGAAUAUAUGGAUGGUGGCGAAUUACAUCAAGUUUUGACCCAAAGACGUGGUCGUCGACUUUCUGAACAUGAAGCUAGAUCAUAUUUUACACAAAUCACAAAUGCUUUAGCUUGGUGUCAUACACAUCAUAUCUGUCAUCGCGACCUGAAACUAGAGAAUAUUUUAUUGAACAAAAACAAAAAAACGAUCAAGAUUGCAGAUUUCGGUAUGGCCAUCAUGCAACCAACUUCAACGUUACUUCGAACAAGUUGCGGAUCACCGCACUACGCUAGUCCAGAAAUCAUCAAGGGCAUCCCAUAUCAUGGACCGGCAACUGAUGUAUGGUCUUGUGGUGUUAUAUUAUAUAUUUUAUUGACAGGUUAUCAUCCUUUUGAAGAUAAACGAACAAGUCGUUUGCUUUACAAGAUCAAGUCUGGACAAUAUAGACGAUUACCGAGUGAUAUUUCUUCUUCGGCAAAAGAUUUACUUGAAAAAAUGUUGACGGUGAACCCAUCCAAAAGAAUCAAUAUUCAUGAUGUCCUGGCCCAUGCAUGGAUGUUACCUCAGUCACAAUUUGGUGGGUUUCCCGAUCCUUGGUUCCAAUACGAUCAGCUUACUUGUCCACUGGUCAAUCAAUCAUGUGUUAUAGAAGGUUGGGUUUGGGAAACUUUGAAGAUUCUUUGGCGUGAUAUGGGAACUGACCGUAUAUUGGCAUCCUUGAAAUCUCAUGGUCCUAACGUUCAAAAACUUACUUAUCGUCUAUUGGUUCAACGCAAUGAUCGAUUACUUGGCAGAAGUAUUAGCAACGAUAAUAAUGACAAUAAUGAUAAUAGCACUAACAACAAUAACAACAACAGUAGCUCUUCUGGAAAGAAUAUUAUACCUAUACCUGUCUCAACAACAGCUCCUAUUAUCAGCCCAGGUUCAUACCUUUCAAAUUCCACCACUCUAUAUGAAUCAUCGUCACCACCAUUCUCUCCAACUUGUUGGUCUACGGAAACAACAAAACCAAUCUCUCUGACUGGCACAAAAAACACAUCUAUGACCAAUCCCAUGUAUUCUCACCAGCCUAUACAUUUGUGCACGGAGAAACAAGAUGACCGUGUAUCAUCAAGUACUAGUAUACUUACAAUCAAUACUAGCUCAAUUCCACCAUUAUUGCCACUACCAUCACUAUUAGAACAACAACAGCUCAAGACUUAUGACAGUAAACAACAUCGUCAUCUAUUAUGGUAUCCUUUUUAUUUUAAUUGCAAAACAAAUCGAUUGAUGCAACAUACUGUUAAAUCAGCUAACGUUAUGCCUUCAUUAUCAUUUGGAUCAACCCCUCUAUCUCUCAGCAAUACGACUGAUUCUGCAUUUUCACCAUCAUCGACUACAAUAUCUGUAUUGAACGCAUCCCGAUCAGCAUUAUCACUGUCAGUAUCACCUUCUACGUUGGAUACUUCCUCUUUUUCCUUUACAACUGGAGAGCUAUUUGGGAACACUGUACGUUACUGUAAACGUUUAUAUCAGCAAACACAUUCACUUUUAUCUGGAAUUGUUGGUAAAAAAGGUGUGCCCACCAAGGUGUUUGCUAUUGGAUGUUCAGCAAGAAAUGCAUGGGAAGCUGCAGGAAAGCUUCAUCAAGUGUUGGAGGAGAAUUAUUCUGGGAGACUUUGUCAUCGUGGUUACUCUUAUGGUCAAAUGGUGUGGACUGGCUCUAUACAACUAUCAGAUGAAAAGAAAGGACUUUAUUUUGUUUGUUAUAUUCCAAAUGUAUCAUCAGCACGACGAGUGAGAGUCAACUUCUCUCUGGUCAAAGGUGAUGCUAUGAUGAUGAAGGAAGCUAUGGAACAAUUAUUGAAAACUUUGAAUGAAUAUGAACGACAGGCUAUGAUGGUGACAAAUGCAAAUGGAUGGCAACAACAACAACGACAAUAGAAACAUCAUACCCAGUGGAACAGUGAAAUCCCAAGAUGAACAAAGUGAUAGAUAUACAUAUAUCAAAUUAGUGACCUUUCAUGAUAUAUAUAACUAGUUUCUAAUAUUACCAAAUUUAUAUAAUUAAAUACUUGACAGUACAAAU